GUCACAUUGACGUCUCUGAGAUCCAACAGAGUUUCCGAGCUCUGGGCAUUUCCAUCACGCUGGAGCAGGCGGAGAAAAUUCUGCACAGCAUGGACCGAGACGGCACAAUGACCAUUGACUGGCAAGAAUGGCGCGACCACUUCCUGUUGCAUUCGCUGGAAAAUGUGGAGGACGUGCUGUAUUUCUGGAAGCAUUCCACGGUCCUGGACAUUGGCGAAUGCCUGACAGUGCCGGAUGAGUUCUCAAAGCAGGAAAAACUGACGGGCAUGUGGUGGAAGCAGCUGGUGGCCGGCGCAGUGGCAGGCGCCGUGUCACGGACAGGCACGGCCCCUCUGGACCGCCUCAAGGUCUUCAUGCAGGUCCAUGCCUCAAAGACCAACCGGCUGAACAUCCUGGGGGGGCUUCGAAGCAUGGUCCUCGAGGGGGGCAUCCGCUCCCUGUGGCGCGGCAAUGGUAUUAAUGUACUCAAGAUUGCCCCCGAGUCAGCUAUCAAGUUCAUGGCCUAUGAGCAGAUCAAGAGGGCCAUCCUGGGGCAGCAGGAGACGCUGCAUGUGCAGGAGCGCUUCGUGGCUGGCUCCCUGGCUGGUGCCACAGCCCAAACCAUCAUUUACCCCAUGGAGACUUUGAAGAACUGGUGGCUUCAGCAGUACAGCCACGACUCGGCAGACCCAGGCAUCCUCGUGCUCCUGGCCUGCGGUACCAUAUCCAGCACCUGCGGCCAGAUAGCCAGUUACCCCCUGGCCCUAGUCCGGACCCGCAUGCAGGCACAAGCCUCCAUCGAGGGUGGCCCCCAGCUGUCCAUGCUGGGUCUGCUACGUCACAUCCUGUCCCAGGAGGGCAUGCGGGGCCUCUACCGGGGCAUUGCCCCCAACUUCAUGAAGGUUAUUCCAGCUGUGAGCAUCUCCUAUGUGGUCUACGAGAACAUGAAGCAGGCCUUGGGGGUCACGUCCAGGUGAGGGACCCGGAGCCUGUCCCCCCGAUCCCUCACGCCAAGCAUGACGUCCCCCACACCUCAGCCACUGGAGACUGAUGAUCCAACCACAGGAUCCCUACUCUUUGGCCACGAGAAAUCAGUACCCAGAUCCUGGAUUCUAGGCUCCUAUGCCUCAACCAUUGGGUUAUGGGAUCCCAGCACCCAGAUCCUGGAUCCUAGACUCCUAUGCCCCAACCACUGGGUCAUGGGAUCCCCACCCUUCAGCCACUAGAUCCCAGUACCCUAUCUCUAGAUCCCAGAUCCCCUGUAACCAUAACUGUGGAUCCCUUACUUCAGCAACUCAAGUCUGCUACCCUAACCACAAGAUCCAAGAUUAUCCACACCCCAGCCCUUAAUCCCCAUCCCCAAAUCACUGGAUCCUGCAGCCCCACAUCCCAAGGUGGAUCCCACGCUUCCCUGUCCCCCCUACUGGAUCCUGGACCUCCAUGUCUUAACCACUGGAUCCCACACAAAUCAGUGAAUGGAUCCCAACACCCCAACCACAGGAGCACGAAUUCCCUGUGUACCUCAACACCCAGACCCCACCUCCCUCGAGCACCAGAUCCAGUGUCCUUGUGCAACACUGGAUCCUAGAUCCCCAACCCCAGAUCCCCAUGCCUCAAGCCCUGGAUCUUCAUGCUCAGCUGCUGGAUUCUGGAUGUCAACAGACCUCACCACCGGAUCCUGACAAUCGCAAUGCCUAGAUCCUGGGGCCCUCAUCACUGGAUCCCAGAUCCCCUCACUCCAUCCACUGGAUUCCUGCAUUGGUUUUUUAUUUGUUUGUUUGUUUUUUAACCUUGACACUGGGUCUCACAUCCUUCUACUCUGACUGCCAGAUCCCUACAUUUCAAGCACUACUCCUUCCACCCCCAGCCACUGGAUCCCAGAUCCCCCAAGCCCUCACCCACCAGAUUAUGGCUCCUAAAACAAGUGUGGAGGCCCCAACAGUACAGCAAGUGGAUCCUGGCAACUGCAGCUGCUGGAUUCCACAUUCUAGAUCCCCAAUCCUUCUGUCCAGUCCCUCGAUGUUGAAACCUCAUCUCUUAAAGGCAGACCCUGAUAUUCCAAGGCACUGAAUCCCAAGCCCUUAACCCCUGGUUUCUGGUCUGAAUCUUCCAGGCGCCAGGUCUCACAUGUUCAGGCCCCAAGUCUAGAUCCUGGCAGCCCAAUUACACAGUAUCCCACACACACUGAUGCCCAGAGCCGGCUUCUCGUGACAUGAAAUUGCAUGGUCAAGGGAGCCUGUGGGAAAGGGAGCCCAGGUCCU
Mandrillus leucophaeus (drill) is the source of this 2240-nucleotide messenger RNA. It is a transcript of the gene SLC25A23, whose product is annotated as solute carrier family 25 (mitochondrial carrier; phosphate carrier), member 23. Gene Ontology annotation, biological process: transmembrane transport. The coding region runs from base 90 to 956 and encodes 288 amino acids. Gene Ontology annotation, molecular function: calcium ion binding; ATP transmembrane transporter activity. The transcript is spliced from 7 exons. NCBI's taxonomy places the organism in Eukaryota, Metazoa, Chordata, Mammalia, Primates, Cercopithecidae. The record is from RefSeq and is a predicted model, not a curated record.